AUGGGAAGAUCACCAUGUUUAGAUAAAGAGGGUUUGAAGAAAGGACCAUGGACACAUGAUGAAGACCAAAAGCUCUUGGCUUAUGUUGAGGAACAUGGCUAUGGUAGUUGGAGUGAUUUGCCACUUAGAGCAGGGCUUCAGAGAUGUGGAAGGAGUUGUAGACUGAGAUGGAUCAAUUAUUUAAGGCCUAAUAUCAAGAGAGGAAAGUUCAGCUCUGAGGAAGAAAGAACCAUCUUUCAACUUCAUGCUCUUCUUGGAAAUAGGUGGUCAGCAAUAGCAUCUCACUUACCAAACAGAAGUGAUAACGAGAUAAAGAACUACUGGAACACACGUUUGAAGAAGAGAUUAAUCAAUAUGGGCGUUGAUCCCAUGACUCAUCAACCAAAGAGAGAUGGUUCAGAUUAUAAGUCCAUUGCUAGCCUUAGACAUAUGGCUGAAUGGGAGACUGCUAGACUUGAAGCAGAGGCUAGGCUUGUCCGAAACAGAAGCACAUACAACAACAACAACGACGUCAAUAAUAAUAAUAAUCCUUAUCAUCGUCCUCUUAAUGAUUUGCAACGAAUCCCUUGUCUUGACAUACUAAAAGCUUGGCAAAUGUCGCGCACAAAUGUACUAACUAUAAAUGACAUUAGUGCAAUUCUUCUUGAUGGUUUUAUCACUAACACAAGGACAAAAAUAUGUGAUUCUACAACACGAUCUACGUUCAAUAAUAUCGAAGAAAAUGUAGAGGUUGGUGAAGACCUUUGCAUAUUUGAAGAUACAAUGAGAAAAGAUAAUGACAUCCAAACAGAAUUUUCCAUCAUUGAGGGUUUAGAUGAGCUUUUUCCAGAAUAUGGUUGUAGCCAAAACCCUGGAAACUACUCAAGUGAAGUACAAAUGGAUAGUGGCUUUGGAAAUUUUGUAGACAACAAGAGUACUAAUUGGAACAACAUUGCACAUUUGGUAAUGACUUCACCAAUUGGAUCUCCAUUAUUCUAA
Messenger RNA from Solanum verrucosum, 978 nucleotides. Its product is annotated as transcription factor MYB106-like. The record is from RefSeq and is a predicted model, not a curated record. Lineage: Eukaryota; Viridiplantae; Streptophyta; Magnoliopsida; Solanales; Solanaceae. The transcript has 3 exons. Bases 1 to 978 code for a protein of 325 amino acids.